This is a messenger RNA of Oncorhynchus tshawytscha (Chinook salmon), 2805 nucleotides long. Its product is annotated as transmembrane protein 161B. The coding region runs from base 223 to 1692 and encodes 489 amino acids. The record is from RefSeq and is a predicted model, not a curated record. NCBI's taxonomy places the organism in Eukaryota, Metazoa, Chordata, Actinopteri, Salmoniformes, Salmonidae. The transcript is spliced from 12 exons.
GUCUUAGCGUGACCUCUACUGCAGUUGAAAACAUUUGGGAACCGAGCUUGAAUGAAUUGGUCAUUGAAAUAUAAUUGCAGCAGUUUGAUUUAUAAAUUAAUUAAUCUUAAAUAUCACCAACUUCAGAAAGGCUUAUGUGCUCCGCGCCGCUCGAUUUCCGACUCGGGGAGCUUAGUGUGACAGUUGUCGGUGUUAAGUCCAUUUCAGCACAACUGCAUCAACAUGGGGGUGAUUGGUGUGCAGCUGGUGGUUACUAUGGUAAUGGCCAGUGUAAUUCAGAAGAUCAUUCCUCAUUAUUCCUUUGCAAGAUGGCUACUCUGCAGUGGCAGUCUGCGGUGGUACCAGCACCCUACGGAAGAUGAGUUGAGGAGCCUUGCCGGAAAGCAACAAAAAACUAAGAGCAAGAAAGACCGGAGGAACAAUGGCCACAUAGAGAACAAGCCUCUGACCAUUCCCAAGGACAUAGACCUGCAGCUGGAGACCAAGUGCAUCACAGAAGUGGACACGUUAGCGUUGCACUACUUCCCAGAGUUCCAGUGGUUGGUGGACUUCACGGUGGCUGCCACAGUGGUGUAUCUGAUCACAGAGCUGUACUACACAGUGGCCCAGCCCUCUGGGGAGAUGAACAUCAGCGUGGUGUGGUGCCUGCUCGUCCUCGCCUUCGUCAUUAAGACCCUGUUCUCCCUGACGGCCUUCUACUUCAAGCUGGAGGAAGGUGGCGAGCGCUCGCUCUGCAUCACCUUCGCUUUCUUCUUUUUUGUCAAAGCCAUGGCCAUCCUCAUCGUCACUGAGAACUACCUGGAGUUUGGCCUGGAGACCGGUUUUGCAAAUUUCUCUGAAAGUGCCACACAGUUUUUGGAAAACCAGGGGUUAGAGUCCCAGGGUCCCAUAUCUAAACUCACCUUUAAGCUGAUCCUGGCCUUGCUCUGCUCUCUGAUUGGUGCAUUCCUCACCUUUCCCGGUCUACGAUUGGCUCAAAUGCACCUGGACGCCCUCAACCUGACCACAGCCAAAGUCACACAGACUUUGCUUCAUAUCAACUUCCUUUCCCCUCUUAUUAUGGUACUGCUGUGGGUGAAGCCUAUAACCAAGGACUACCUCCUGAAUCCUGCCCUGGGGAAGGAGAGUAUGCCUUUGAUGACUGAGGAGACCUAUGACACGUUGCGGUUGUGGGCCAUCCUGCUGCUGUGUGUGCUGCGCCUGGCCAUGAUGAGGCACCACCUCCAGGCCUACCUCAACCUGGCCCAGAAGGGCGUGGAGCAGAUGAAGAAGGAGGCGGGACGCAUCAGCACCAUUGACCUGCAGAAGAUGGUGGCCCGUGUUUUCUACUACCUAUGUGUAAUCGCACUGCAGUAUGUGGCACCCUUGGUGAUGUUGCUGCAUACAACCUUCCUGCUAAAAACCUUAGGUGGACACUCAUGGGGGGUGUACUCUGAGGAAGACCUCCCCUGCCCAAUGGAGAUUAACUCUGACCCUGCUGUGGUUGCAGUAGCAACUGCAGCUCCAGGGCUGGCUGUGGUGGCCCAGGCAUCGGUGGUCCAGCUGUCGGUGGCCCUCGGGGGCCUGCGAACAGUGUUCACCCCCCUGCUUUUCCGUGGCCUCCUCUCCUUCCUCACCUGGUGGAUCGCUGCCUGCCUCUUUUCCACCUCCAUCUUCGGCCUCUUCUACCACCAGUAUCUCAUGGCGGCAUAGCAGCAUUCCCCCAGGGUCAGGGUGGUGUCCCACUGGGCUCUGUUCCAGCCCCGUUCAGAAACGACUGUGUGGGGCAGGGCUCUAAGGACAACCCUUCUCCUCUCCCACAGCCACGUCACUCAUGACCAUAUCUGCAGAGAACCCCUGGUUCACCCCCCAGUGCUUCCUUCAUGGAUGACUCUUAACUUGACUUUUACUACCUUUUUAUUUUGAGAGCAGGAUUCAUAAAUCCUUAACAAAAAGACACUAAUAUAAAUGAGAGUAAUGGUAAUAUUUAUGUGCGUACAGUCUUAAACAGAGCAGCAGAGAACCUUGCGGUGGUGGUGGUGGGGGGCUGUGAAUGUUGUAAAGGGAUGUGUGAACUAAAGCAGCCAAUAAGAGGUCACCACUGCGAUGCUUGUCCUACUGGAGAAGGAGGGGACACCUCACUGGGAGAGUCCCUGCUGAGAUCCCGUCACUUGAAACUGUUAAAUUUAAAUAUGUCUAACUGGCUACCAAGGACGAACAUGGGUUUUUAAAUGUACGUUCCUUAUGAUUUCUGAAAUAUUUUAUCCCCCCUUUACUGUCCCUGGUACAAACUGAGCCAUACUGGAAGAGCUGAGAGAAACGUGUGCCCCUUCUGACCAGUUGUGACGACAGUCAGGGAGGGAAGCAACACACAGGCCUUGGUCAAGGGAAUGGUACGUGUGAAUGUGAGUAAGAUCCCUGCUGUUAGGUUGGUGUACAACUAAAAGGGCAUUUUGAUCAAUAGGAGAAGUGUCAAGUCAAAUGCCAAUUGUAAGCUACAGCCUCUUUCCUCCACCCUCCCCUGUCCCCGUCCACCCCUUGUAGAGCCAGUAGGGAAACUACCAUUUUUAGGUCUUCUGUUUUUGUUUCAUGGAUCAAAUUGUGAAUUUAGAAAUGUGUUUUUAUUUGAAAGAGCUGCCAAGUAAGAGUGACCCCUCCAGUGGGCUGUAAGAUUUGAUGACUGAUAGUUUUACAGCAACAAUGCGGCCUUCUGUCUUCAGAGUCCCCAUGAGGAACCAAUAGAGCACAAGUGUGUACUCAGAACAAGAUAUGCACAAGUGUAUAUGUACAGACUUUCAUAGGCUUACUGACACUCUCUCUCACACA